Molecule: messenger RNA, 2552 nt
Organism: Python bivittatus (Burmese python)
Lineage: Eukaryota; Metazoa; Chordata; Lepidosauria; Squamata; Pythonidae
Source: RefSeq, a predicted model, not a curated record
AUCCAGCCUAAAGCUGAAAUGAAUGCCUUUUAGACGGAAGGAAGCUGAGUGCACUUUCACCACUAAUACCAGAGUGAAAGGAAGAGCUAAUCCAGCCAUCCUGUCUGCUGUCAACAUUUGGAACUUCACGUUGUGGGUUGGCCUCCUGUAUAGCACAUAGUUAUUCUGUCAUUCAGCAUACAUGGAGAAAGACAUCAAAGUGUGUAAACCUGGCUAACAACACUGCGAUUUUCAGAAGCAGACUGGAGGACAGUCGAAUUGUAGAAGGAUUAUUUUGCAUUUAGUUUCUAGGAAUUUAACUUUUACCUGCACACAGGACAAAAACACAACAUCUAUUUUAUUUUAUUUUAUUUCUUCUUUUUGCUCACACUCUCCCUUGUUUCUUCAGUUAGAAAUGGGCCCGUGGACUAGAAUGUGGCCCAUGGACAGGUUUGCUUUCUUGAAAUCCUGGCUUGUGUUUUUUCUGGGGCUGUAUGUGCAGUUUUCCAAAGCACUGGCCUGUCCAAGCGUAUGCCGUUGUGACCGAAAUUUUGUCUAUUGUAAUGAACGAAGCUUGACCUCAGUGCCUCUUGGAAUACCGGAGGGUGUAACCAUACUCUACCUCCACAAUAACCAAAUUAAUAAUGCUGGAUUUCCUGCAGAACUUCACAAUGUCCAGUCUGUGCACACAGUCUACCUAUAUGGCAACCAGCUAGAUGAGUUCCCUAUGAAUCUCCCCAGGAAUGUCAGGGUUCUCCACCUGCAAGAAAACAACAUCCAGACCAUUUCUCGGGCUGCUCUGGCGCAACUCUUGAAACUGGAAGAGCUUCACCUGGAUGAUAAUUCUAUCUCCACUGUUGGAGUUGAGGAUGGGGCAUUCCGGGAAGCUGUUAGCCUCAAGCUUCUGUUCUUAUCCAAGAAUCACUUAAGCAGUGUACCAGUUGGCCUUCCAAUGGACUUACAAGAACUACGAGUGGAUGAAAAUCGAAUUGCCAUCAUAUCAGACAUGGCCUUUCAGAAUCUCACAAGCUUGGAACGUCUCAUAGUGGAUGGCAAUCUCCUUACCAAUAAAGGCAUUGCGGAUGGCACCUUCAGCCACUUAUCCAAACUUAAGGAAUUCUCUAUAGUAAGGAAUUCAUUAACAUAUCCUCCCCCCGAUCUUCCAGGUACAAAUCUACUUAGGCUUUAUUUACAGGACAACCAGAUAUCUCACAUACCACUUUCAGCCUUUUCAAAUCUUCAUCACCUGGAGCGACUUGAUAUUUCCAACAAUCAACUCCGGAUGCUGUCUAAAGGUGUUUUUGACAAUCUUCACAGCCUGAAGCAACUGACAGCAAGGAAUAAUCCCUGGCUAUGUGAUUGUAGUAUUAAAUGGGUUACUGAAUGGCUCAAAUUAAUUCCUUCCUCCAUCAAUGUUCGAGGAUUCAUGUGUCAGGGACCAGAACAUGUCCGAGGUAUGGCUGUCAGGGAACUCAACAUGAACAUGUUGUCAUGCCCCACAACUACCCCAGAUCUCUCAUUUGUUACCCAAAUUCCCACAACAUCUUUGCCAACCACAAUGGCCCCUACUUCAUCACGCUUAACCCCAAGUAAGAAACACAUUCCUCUUGCCCCUACUAUAGCCACACUCCCCAAUGUGCCUGAGAGGGAUGAUGAAGAAAAAAUGACCCUUCCUACUGUUGAACGAUUUCAGCUGUUUAUCCACAUUGUGAAUGACAGUUGCAUCCAAGUGAGCUGGCACUCCCUCUUUAAUGUGAUGGCCUACAAGCUUACCUGGGUUAAAAUGGGUCAUAGUCUGGAAGGAGGCAUAAUUCAGGAACGGAUAGUUACUGACAAGAGGCAGAACAUCAGCUUGACAAAUCUAGAGCCCAAAUCCACAUAUCGGAUUUGUUUGGUUCCCUUGGAUGAUUUUAAUAAUUACCGCAUUGGUGAGGACACCGUGUGCUCUGAAGGCACCACGAAGGCUUCCCUAUUGAAUAACGGAAGCAACUCAGCUUCUAGCCAUGAGCAGACAACUUCUCAUAACCUUGGUUCUCCAUUUCUGUUAGCAGGCUUGAUUGGGGGGGCUGUGGUAUUUGUGCUGGUGGUUCUGCUCAGCAUCUUCUGCUGGCACAUGCACAAAAAAGGACGCUACACCUCUCAGAAGUGGAAAUACAACCGGGGGCGACGGAAAGAUGACUACUGUGAGGCAGGAACCAAGAAGGACAACUCCAUCCUGGAGAUGACAGAAACCAGCUUUCAGAUUGUCUCCUUAAAUAAUGAUCAGCUCCUUAAAGGAGAUUUCAGAUUGCAGCCUAUAUACACCCCAAAUGGGGGCAUUAACUAUACAGACUGCCACAUCCCCAACAAUAUGCGAUAUUGCAACAGCAGUGUCUCAGACCUGGAACACUGUCAUACGUGAUAGUGAGGUGUGUGGUGAGGCAAUAUUACCACAAGCAAAAACCCAGAGGGAGCAAGCAAAAUCUAUCUACUCACACACAAACCAACAAAAAUUACAUUUGAUAAAUGUUACACAAAUGCAUUUGUGCAUUUGGAUACUCUGUAAUUUAUAUGGUGUACUAUAUAAUGGGAUU